This is a messenger RNA of Drosophila willistoni, 2024 nucleotides long. RefSeq names its product protein I'm not dead yet (gene Indy). The record is from RefSeq and is a predicted model, not a curated record. The transcript is spliced from 7 exons. Lineage: Eukaryota; Metazoa; Arthropoda; Insecta; Diptera; Drosophilidae. Gene Ontology annotation, cellular component: membrane. Gene Ontology annotation, biological process: monoatomic anion transmembrane transport; citrate transport. Bases 16 to 1782 code for a protein of 588 amino acids. Gene Ontology annotation, molecular function: citrate transmembrane transporter activity; succinate transmembrane transporter activity.
AACGAAAUUUUAACUAUGGCUACGGAAACCACAAAAAUGAUUUAUCAACCAGCCGAUAUCAAAAUGGAAGUUGAAAUCGGCGAACCGGCCCAACCGCCUGUAAAAUGCUCGAACUUCUUUUCAAACCAUUGGAAGGGCCUCGUGGUCUUUCUUGUGCCUUUGCUAUGCCUGCCCAUCAUGCUGUUAAAUAAUACACCUGAAUAUCGUUGCAUGUAUCUUUUGGUUGUAAUGGCCAUAUUCUGGGUGACAGAAGCAUUGCCACUCUAUGUUACCUCAAUGAUGCCAAUUGUAGCGUUUCCCAUAAUGGGCAUAAUGAGCUCCGAUCAGACGUGUCGUUUGUACUUUAAGGACACGCUAGUCAUGUUCAUGGGUGGCAUUAUGGUUGCAUUGGCUGUCGAGUAUAGUAAUUUACACAAACGUCUCGCUUUGCGAGUCAUUCAAGUGGUGGGCUGCAGUCCCAGAAGAUUACAUUUUGGCAUGAUUGCUGUAACUAUGUUCCUGUCCAUGUGGAUAUCGAAUGCUGCAUGCACGGCUAUGAUGUGUCCCAUUAUUCAGGCGGUAUUGGAGGAGCUCCAGGCUCAGGGUGUCUGUAAAAUUAAUCAUGAGCCGCAAUAUCAAAUUGUUGGUGGCAAUAAGAAAAAUAAUGAGGAUGACCCACCAUAUCCCACAAAGAUCACGACAUGCUAUUAUUUGGGUAUUGCCUAUGCCUCAUCAUUGGGUGGUUGUGGCACAAUUAUCGGUACUGCCACGAAUUUAACCUUUAAGGGCAUCUAUGAGUCACGAUUCCCCAAUUCGACGGAACAAAUGGAUUUCCCAACAUUUAUGUUCUAUUCGGUGCCAUCAAUGUUGAUCUAUACAUUCCUUACAUUCCUCUUCCUGCAAUGGCAUUUCAUGGGCCUAUUCCGUCCCAAGAGUAAAGAAGCCCAAGAGGUGCAAGCCAGCAAAGAUGGUGCCGAUGUGGCAAAGAAAGUGAUCGAUCAACGUUACAAGGAACUGGGACCAAUGUCAGUGCAUGAGAUUCAAGUGAUGAUAUUGUUCAUAUUCAUGGUUAUUAUGUACUUUACACGUAAACCGGGCAUCUUUCUGGGUUGGGCCGAUUGGUUGAACACAAAGGAUAUUCGUAACUCAAUGCCCACCAUAUUUGUGGUGAUUAUGUGUUUCAUUUUGCCAGCCAAUUAUGCCUUUUUGCGUUAUUGCUCUCGUCGUGGCGGUCAAGCGGUGCCAACGGGACCGACACCUUCUCUAAUUACCUGGAAAUUCAUUCAGAGCAAAGUGCCAUGGGGUCUGGUGUUUCUACUCGGCGGUGGUUUCGCUUUGGCCGAAGGCAGCAAAGUUAGUGGCAUGGCCAAAUUGAUUGGUAAUGCUCUGAUUGGUCUCAAAGUGUUGCCACAUUCUGUGCUCCUGCUGGUGGUUAUUCUGGUGGCUGUAUUUCUAACUGCAUUCAGUUCAAAUGUGGCCAUUGCCAAUAUUAUUAUACCAGUACUGGCGGAAAUGUCACUGGCCAUCGAGAUUCAUCCGUUGUAUUUGAUAUUACCCGCUGGCCUGGCCUGCAGUAUGGCCUUCCAUCUGCCUGUGAGCACACCGCCCAAUGCUUUGGUUGCUGGCUAUGCCAAUAUUAGAACAAAGGAUAUGGCAAUUGCUGGCAUUGGUCCCACCAUUAUCACAAUUAUCAUCCUAUUCAUAUUCUGUCAGACAUGGGGUCUGGUUGUCUAUCCAAAUAUCAACACGUUCCCCGAGUGGGCACGUCUGGCGGCCGCAGCAGCUGCCAAUAAAACGCAUUAGUUUAAAUCUUUUAGUUUCUUCAUCCUUUUUUUUUUUUUUGUAUAGUCUUCUAAGUCAACUCACAAGAAAUGGUUCUUUUCUUUCUAUCCUUGCUAUCUUCUACUCCUUUUCCUUUCAUUCUUUAGUUUAUUUUGAUUUUGUUCCUUUCUAUUUCUUUUCUAUUUCUGUUUUUUGUGUUUCCUAGGGGGAUAAAUAAUGUGCCUUUUCCAUAUAAAGCAAAAUUCAUGUGUAGACAAAAAGCA